This is a messenger RNA of Mesocricetus auratus (golden hamster), 2892 nucleotides long. RefSeq names its product rubicon like autophagy enhancer (gene Rubcnl). Gene Ontology annotation, molecular function: phosphatidylinositol phosphate binding. The transcript has 16 exons. Bases 303 to 2420 code for a protein of 705 amino acids. NCBI's taxonomy places the organism in Eukaryota, Metazoa, Chordata, Mammalia, Rodentia, Cricetidae. The record is from RefSeq and is a predicted model, not a curated record. Gene Ontology annotation, biological process: autophagosome-lysosome fusion; autophagosome maturation; autophagosome-endosome fusion. Gene Ontology annotation, cellular component: autophagosome membrane; intracellular membrane-bounded organelle.
UUAGGUUUCUAUUGGUGAAAACUUUCUGUCUUCGUUGGCAGCUUCUCUCAGCACCAUCAGAACCUCGGAGCUGUUGGCCACACACCGACGAGGUGAUCCGGACCUACCGCUGCCACAUGGCAAGGUGGCUAUUAGGUGGAUAUAACGACCGAGAGGCACGGUGAGCCUACAGAACUACUAAAGAGAGGACCAGAGAGGAAGGCGUGCCUGUGAUGUCACCCAGCAGCCCCUGCAAUGAGACACUGUGCUCUUCCUGCUGACCUUGUUAAGAUAAACUCUUCAGACCUCCAGCUGGCCAUGUGAUGAGGUCAGGGACCAUGCCAGGUGGUGCAGCAGCCGCUGAAGAGCUAUGUGUUGAUCACAUUCACUCCACACCUGGAAGGAUGGUAUCCCAGGCCACAGACAGGCACGGUUCUCCUGUGGAUCCCUGUGGAGGGAUCAGCUGUGCCCGUGAGAUCACUGAUGGUUUGCCCCGGCUCCUGGACACUGAUCACCCUCCUUGCCAGUUAGAUGUGAGACUCCUGAGGCACAAAGCUUCCUGGAUCAACCCAGUGUGUGUGGAGCAGCCCCUACAAGACUUACACCCGAAGAGCCCAACAGUGCAGAACAGUGGGGAACACUUGGUAGUGGACACUCCGUCUCCCUUGGGCACUUCACUGUUGUCCCACAGGGACUCCCUAGCUGAGACGACAUUGUCUGAGAGGACUGUGGAUGUCAUCGGCAGCACCUCUGCUCAUGGCCCCGGGAGAAAGAAUGGUGACUUCUCUCUGGCAACAGAAGAGCAAGAGGUUCGGCCUCAGCACAAAUCUCUGCUCAGAAACCCCAAGACUGUGGCCACUUCCCCAUCCCCUAAGGAGGACAGUGCCCGUUUUGAGUCUCCUUGCUUGACAGCUUCUGCAGAUGACGGUGCUGCUCAGAGCAGCAGAAGAAACCAUUCAUGGGAUUUCUUCCCACUGGAGAUGUUUAUGCUGCCCAUUGACAUGGAAGAGGAAAAUGUCCACUUUUAUGCUGCAGACAUGAUUAUCUCAGCAAUAGAGAAUAUGAAAUGCAACCUCCUGAGUCAACAGCAGCCAGAGAUCUGGGGCACAGAGGAAGCCAGAGGGUCUCAUGGGAACGCUCAGAUUCAUGAUGAAGUGACCCUUUUAACCCCCGCACAGCAGGAGCCAGGGUCCUCCACUUCUUCAGACAGUGGCUAUGAAGAGAAGAAGUGCGGAGCCAGGGCCAAGGAGGCGAGAGGAAUAGCACCUUGCAGAGGUUGUGGUGUGCUCCAGGUCGGCCCAGUGACUGAGACACUUUCUUACUCACCUGUGGCGAGAGAGGCCUGCAAACAUGACUUGGAUGAACUGGUUACAUUAGAACUUGGGGAAUGUAAUGACAUCCCAGAAAGCAGCAGACGCCCCUGCAACUCUUUAAAGAGUGUAACUUAUGAGCCAGACUUCGGUUAUGCUGGGCUGUUAGCCAGGGAGUUGUUCCGAGGGUUCUGGAAGUGCCAGGUGCUGUCGGAAGUCAAUUCUAGGCCGCCAGGAUCCCUGUCAGCUGCCAGCUCGGGAGUUGGGAAUGAAGAGCAUGCUGGGGAAGACUUUGAUUCCAGUGUGGAUGCAACACAGGAAAUCAUGCCUAAGUCUAGGGUCCCAGGGGCUGAAGACUGGGUGCCUCCUGGAUUUCAAAUCAUACUCACUGUUCACACGCCAAUCAAGAGGGACACAGCGGUAGUGGCCCAAAAUUUCUUCUGUGCCGGAUGCGGGACUCCAAUACAGCCCAAGUUUGUGAAGCGGCUCCGGUAUUGUGAGUAUCUGGGGAAGUACUUCUGUGACAACUGCCACUCAUCUGCAGAGUCCUGUAUCCCUGCCAGGAUCCUGAUGAUGUGGGACUUCAGGAAGUACCAAGUCAGCAAUUUCUCUAAAUGGCUGCUGGACAGCGUAUGGCACCAGCCUGUCUUCAACCUGCUAAGUGGGCACCACAGCCUCUAUGCAAAAGCCAAGGAACUGGAUAGGGUGAAGGACAUCCAGGAGCAGCUGUUUCAUAUCAAGAAGCUGUUGAAGACUUGCAGGUUUGCUGACAGUGUACUGAAGGAGUUUGGGCAGGUUCCCAGCCAUCUGACUGAUGACUGCCAUCUGUUCUCCAUGGAUGACCUCCUCAGGACCAAGAAAGGACUGCUGGCCCCCUUGCUGAAGGACAUCCUGAAGGCUUCCCUUGCCCAUGUGGCCAGCUGUGAGCUGUGCCAGGGGAAGGGCUUCAUUUGUGAGUUUUGCCAGAGCACGACUGUCAUCUUCCCUUUCCAGACCAUGACUUGCAGAAGAUGCUCAGGGUGCAGGGCUUGUUUUCACAAACAGUGUUUCCAGUCUUCGAGGUGCCCCCGCUGUGCUAGGAUCACAGCUCGGAGACAGCAUUUGGAGAGCCUCUCCUCUGCAGCUACAUGACAGUCCUGAUGCAUUUGUUCAAAGCUCUCUACUAUGAGACCAAAUUGUGUCUGCUCCCGGUAACAUUGUUUCAGAUACUAAGUAUUUUAUAAUAAGAAAAAGACGACCUAAACCCCCCCUCCUGUAUAUAUAUAAUGCUUUCAAGGAGCACAGAAGUUUGUUACUAGGCAUAAGGUUGUUGCUAAGGUUUUGUUUAUAAAUGUUUGACUUUUUUUUUUUUUUUGCUGCUACUGGCUGUUUUUAAUGAAUUUUUUUAUACUUAAGUUGUAGUGGGAUAAUUAUUUUUAGCUAAAAACAGAACCUAUUUUUUUUUUAUGUACUGUAACUGACAAGGUGAAAUACUCAGUUCCUCUUCCUCCAAAGCUGCUUGUGAAAUGGAUGGAUACUGUAAGGGAACAAAGUUCAAUGAGAAUUCUGUUUGGCCAAAACUUUUGUUACUUCAAGUAAAAGACUCUUACUGAAUGCAAUUUCA